Molecule: messenger RNA, 4561 nt
Organism: Durusdinium trenchii
Lineage: Eukaryota; Dinophyceae; Suessiales; Symbiodiniaceae
Source: the annotation of a GenBank genome assembly
AUGAUCUCCGCCGACGGGAAGGGCGAUGCAUUGGCCUCCAAGCUUCAAGGACAAGCCCUCACCAAGCGCUUGGAACAGAAACAAGAGGAGUUCGCCAAGAUGGUGAAAGAGGUGGAAGGCCGCUUCCGCUUGAAGAAGGAAGGCGUCGACACGGCCGCAGGCUGGGACGAGCGAAUGAAGAAACUGGAGAAGGAUGUCCAGUCUUCCUCCAAGAUGAUCACUUUCUGGCAGGAGAAACUGGAAGAAUGGCACGAAGACGUCCAGGAGCGCUGUGGGGAUGAGGUCCUGGAAGAGCUUUUGAAGCUCUCAGAGGAAGAUGCCUCGGAUCGCAAUGUGGUUCCUCUCCAUGAAGCCUUGCUGAGGCGUGCGCGUGAAGAAAAGGAAGAGCUGGACAAAUUGGAGGAGGUGCAGCGGAGCGUGAAGGAACGCUUGGCCAGUGCUAUGGAGAUGGGUGAGUUCUCCUUGCACGACCUGCAGAGGGGAGUCAGCAGUGCUAUCUCCAGCUUCCAGCAGAACAGCCUCUCAGUGGGAGUGGAUGUGGAUCAAGAGGACGACGGUGAAAGGAGCAAGCCACGUGCAUCCAUCUCGCCACAAAAACGCUUGGGCAGGCCGACGCGCAGCAAGAUGACGGCCGUAGAGGAGAAGCGUCAGCAGCUCGCACGAAUGCGGAUGAGUACCAUUUCGGCGGCCAACUUCCCGGUGGAGAAGAGGCGCACACUGAAACCACUGGUGGAGUACCGAGAGAAGAGCGAGAAGGGCGAGAAUGAGGAGUCUGGAGAGAAGUUAGGCGUUGUUUUGGAAGCGCCGCAAGAAGCACCAAGGGUGGACCCGUUGGUCGCGCGGACCAGGCGCAGCCUUUGGACCAUGCGAAGGCAAUUGGGUGAGACCUUUCAGAGGAGAAGGGCAAUCACUGACGAGAUGGGCCUGCUGUGUCGCCCGGUGGCAGCGGCAGCGGAGAUGGAGAGUGGAACGCGGGCUGAGACCAUGCCACUGGACAAAGAUCUCCUCUCGAUCCAACUUGGGUCGAGACCUAAGGUGCGGCCGACCUUGGCGUUGAACCACAAGGCCCGGCAGCAGCGGCGGAGGAACGGGCUGUUCGGCCACACUGCGCACGCGCCACUUGUUCAAGAAUUGGUUGCGUCCUCUCGCAAGGGGCAUGCAGGCACCGGCCUUCGGAAGCUGGAAGAGCUCGACCGGGAAUCGGAGGAGUCGCUCUCCGACAGGCUCAGCAGUGAGGGCAGCGAUGAGGAUCAUAGGCGCGAGCGAAGGACCUCACAUGCCUCCAACGAGGACUUGGGCAUUUGGACUGUAAGCACACCCGAGCAUCGAGCCGUGUCGAAGCUCCGCUCCUUUCGGGCGAAGUUGCUCCAGCGCUUCGGUGGAGUGGAGAAGGCCUACAUCAGGUGGGUGCCGGCUCUGACUGGCAUGACGGCCGACGUCUUUGCACAGCUGGCUGGCGUGUUGGGCUUUAGCGACGUCGAAGCCGGUGAGAUGUAUGACCUCAUGAAGCGCACGCGACCGCAGAAGAAGAGGCGCGCGAGCAUCAGUGGAGUCAACCUCAAGGCGAAAGCAGAACACGAGGAGCCCUUGGACCGCACAGACUUCACCGAGGUCAUGCGGAGAGCCACUCCUGUGAAGAACUUGGUUCAGUUGAGAAGAAGGCUGCGGAUCAAGCACCAAACCUGCGAGGCCGCUGUGCAAGCAGCCUUCGGCCGUCGCCAGGUCUUGGAUCGCGAGACCUUCCGAGACUUCAUGAUUGACCAUGGCGUCUCAGGCCGCGAGGCCUAUCAUCAUUUCACGAAAAUGACCAAGCACAAUGAGACCACAGGGAAGGAAGAGGUCGAAGGCGGAGGUGAGGAGGCACCACAGGAGGUGACGCGCUUGGCAUUCCUGAAGUCGCUGCUCCAUGCGGAAGGCUUGCAAGCAGCGGAAGCCUUUCGCGCCGAGCUGGUGCAGCUCCUCUUCGACCGUGGUGGCAGUGCCGGCUUGACGAGCGAACGCCGUGGGCGUCGGACGGCUGCCUUGCUGACGCAAGAACUCCUUUCAACGCUCAUGCAAGGCGUGGAUCGUGUUUGGGAUGAGGUGGACAGCCCAGCAGUGGCCAAGCGAAAGCGCUCCACUUCCCUGGUCGUCCCCGUGCCCCACGGGCCGCAUGCGCCGCAUGCGCCACAUGCGCACGGCUUGGGGGCACGCGCCAGCAUGCUCAAUUCCUUGAUGACCUCGGCACCUGCUACGCAGGCUCCGCCCAUGGAGGUGGUGCCGGUGGUCCAACCCGUGGCCCAACCUGUCGCCUCAUCCACUCGGAGGGCCAGUGCCAGUGCCAUGAUGCAAGCGCGACGGACGAGCAUGGCGGAGCAACUCUCCCAGGACGUGGCAGCCUUGGGAGGACGCAUGGAGGCUGAGGCGGAGGUCGCCUUGCCCGAAGGUGGCACCAGCAAGCAUUUCAACACCAGCGGCUUACCCUCUGAGCUGGCGAAGUCCGCGUCCCGACGCGCCAGCGAAGCUGGCGCGCAGUCCACGGCACAACACAACAUGGCGAUGGGCUUCGCCGGCGUGUCGCAACGGAGGAGGUCCUUGGCACAGCCUAUGAGUGGCGGGAUGCUUUUGUCGGGAGCUCACUUGGAGGCGCAUGCGCAAGGCCACGAGCACGAGGACAGCUCCAGCAGUUCUUCCGCCUCCUCCGCACCGCGUGUGCUGCUGCAGGGGCAGCCACUGGACCCACGUACCGCCUCGGGCGGCCGUGUGGCACGUGUACCGCGGCGCUCGAGCGACUCGGGCAGCGAGCUGAGUGCCUUAAGCGCGUUGACAGGAUCCAGGAGGAGCGUCUCCGCCUCUUCGUUCCGCUCCAGUGCUCCUUCCUCAUGCAGCUCACAGCACUCUGGUCAUGAGAGCUCCAGUCUUUCCAGCGAGAGAAGUCAAUCAAAGCGCUUGAAGAUCUUCGCGGACAAGAUGCAUCAUGAGACAGAGCUGCAGUAUGACAAGGCCUUGAUGAAGGUCUUCUGCCAGCUAGUGAAUCCGAAGGUCGACUUGUGGACGCCGAUGUCGCGAGAGGAGUUCGUGAAGUCGGUGAGCAAGCUAAAGUUGGGAGAGGAGGGAGCCAAAGCGGUCUUCAAGCUUUCUGCCCGCUCGGAGGGCCAUGCGCCCAUGGGCGAGAUUUUGCUGCGGGCGCUGGGUGGCUUUGGGCGCAAGUACCGGAAGCUCCGCGGGCUCUUGGGUUUGGCUGUUGAGGGAAGCAGCCGUGGUUCCUCCAAAGCCUCUGUGGCACCUGAGCACGCGGAGGAGGUGAAGGAAGACGUUAAAGCCUUAGAGAUUGGCUUGGCGAUCGGAAAUCCGACUGAGCUGGAGAAUGCCAGCGAUGACUUGAAGCAACGAGCCAAGGCAAAGCUCAGCAAGGCCGUCAGGAUGAUCGGCCUCACCUUCAACUUGAGCAAGGAAGCCAAGGAGGCGAAGGAGAAGUCGGAGCAAGUCCCAACAGAGCUCUCCGUGGGUGAGGACGGGGAUGCGCCGCAACGCUCGCAGACACAGGGAGGACGGCGUCGAAGUUCCCUGUCCCUGCAGAGCUUACGGAGAUCUUCCACGGUGGGGGCCUUUGCCCAGUCCAAGGGCCUUGCUUCACUCCUCGUGGGUGGCGCACCUUCUUCGGGUGGAGGCGAUGGCACGAGCGAUGCCGAGGACGAGUCGAGCCCACAAAGCGCUGAUUGGCAGCGGUCCAAGUCCAUGAAAAGCCAACCGACCAUGACAAAAGUCAACCUGGACGCGCCCAUCGACCGUGGCUCGCCCCGCCGUCGCAGCUCGCUGACCUCCGCAGCCUCCGCCGUGCUCGCUGCCUCUCCACGUCGCUCCUUGCGGCGGAUGUCCACUGGACGGCGGACCAGCCUCACCUUUGGGCUGGAAGAUGAACCGGAGGCUCCUACAGAGGAGACCUAUGACUUUCUGGAGCCGGUCUGGCAAAGCCGCACCGCGCGCGAGGGCUCCGGCGCCGACUCGGACGUGCGGCGAGCAGAGCGUGAACCCGUAGAGGAGAUGGACCGGUUGAAGCAGUUCAGUGAGAUCGAAGCGAGGGCCUGGCGUGCUCGCAUGCAACUCUUCGACAAGGACACUCUGCAGUUCUCUAUGGCCCUGGAAGCCCUGCAACAGUCCUGCAUGGCCUUGCAAAAGUCCUUCAAGGGCCGAUGGACUCGGGCUUUUGAGUAUCUGGCGGGUGAGGAAAAGACACUCACGGCAGUCAAUCUACAAGAGGCCUUAGCCUCCGCCACAGAGAAAGAGGUGCCGCUAUGGCAGGUGGACGGCAUGACGCAGGUGCUCCUGUCCGUGGAGGGCAAGGACGACUCGCGCGACGCCGAGUCGUGCGACGGAGACCUUGUCCUCCGCAGACUUCUUGCGCGCCACGCACUUCCUCCAGCCAUGCCAAAGCUUGCUGCAGCUUCGAGCACGCCUUGUCGCCCGCUUUGGAUCCCUCGAGGCGGCGUUGGAGGCGUUGGAGGCGCACCUGCACCCCUUAGAGGUCUUCUCAGUGGAUCAAGUGGAGGCCUUGUUCCUUGCAUGUGGUGUCCUACCAUCC